CCCUCGCGCAGCCCCCACUCCUCCCUCACGCGUCGCGCACCGCCGCCUCUUGGAGAGUGGAGACCCCUCCUCUCCAGCGCUCACCGGCGACCUCUCCUGCGCCAACCUCCUCCGUCUGUUCCCUGUCCCAACAGGCUCGCCGGAGAUUGCCGCCAUGGAGACGCUGGCCAGCGCCAUGCGCCGCGACAACCGCCGCUUCAAGGCAUCGUCCUCCUCCACCACCUCCUCCUCUGCCGGAAGGAUCCCCCUCGUCAUGGCCUUCCUCUCCUGCCUCGCUUGGCUCUACGUUGCGGGCCGGCUAUGGCAGGAUGCGCAGACUCGGGCGAUCCUGUCCGGCCUCCUCGAGAAGAGCUCCGGCAAUCUCCCCAAGGCGGUCUCGGUGGACGACAAGUUGAGGAAUCUCGGAUGCACUGAGAUCGGGAGGAAGAUCGCCGAGGCGGAGAUGGACCUCACCAAGGCGAAGAGCGAGGGGUACUUGUGGGGGAACGGGACUGGUACUACAGCUUCCGACAAGAAGAAGCUGCUUGGGAACACCACAUGCCGCCUCCGCGACGUGACGCCACCGUCGACGCCCCAGAGCCCCAUGCUUUCCAAGAUCCGCCUCUCGCUGGCGGCCGCCAGCAGCACCCCAACCCAUGGCGCCUGUGAGGACGAGGCUGGGCGUCAUCCCUCUGGACAACCCAUGGCGCCUGUGCGGAUGAUGGCCGGCCGGCCUGCCGCGGUGGCACACGUGACCUCACACGAAGCCGCCGCAGAGCCUCCGGCCUCACACGAAGUCGCCGCAGAACCGCCGCGGAGCCGCUGGCGCCCUACAACUGACCUGACGUCGACCUGGACCACGCGAACAUGAAACCAAGUUCCAAUCGACCUGCCAUCUCCACUGUCCCCGCCGUUCGUCGCCGGAAAUUUCGAGGGUUAACCAGUUUCGUAGUACAGCUUCAGAUUCAUGCCUAUAGAUCGUAGCACUGCAUCAGAUUCACCCCUUCUUUCUCCUUAAAUUUAGCGACUAAUUUAGUUUCGUAGUACUGCUUCAUAUUCAUGCAUAUACUGAUGUAGAUGUGGAUGUCAUAGUACUGCUUCAGAUUCACCCUAGCUUUUCUCUAGACAUUAAGCAACUAAUUUUUUAUUUAGUAGUUUCGUAGUUGUACUGCUUUCAGAUUCAUGCCUAUAGUCGAAUAGCCAUUGCGAAUUGUGCCAAAACAGUCGUACCAAGUAAGGUUUUCAACAUGCCUGUAUGUCAAUAUGCAUGUUUUCCACAUAUUUUGUAUAUGUUACCUGUAGAAGUAGAAGGUUGGUUGUGUUUUUUUAUUGGAGGUAUCAUGGAUUUUUGGUAGACAAGGUAGUUAUGUCUAUAAAUUUUUAUUGAAGGUAUCAUGGACUCUUGUCAACGUGUUUAUAUUGGCAUUAGGCAUUUUCAUAACAUUUAAAGUAGCUUUCCAUCAGUGAUCAUGCUUUAUUUUAGAAUUAACAUUUAAAUAGUCUCUUAUCUGAAUAUUGGAUUUGGAUCAUGAUGCUGUUGCACUGAGAAAUACUUUGGAUCCUAACUGUCGAAAGGAUGUACAUAUUGCAAUUUGCAACUACUGGCUUUGAAUGUUAAAUUUUCUUCUAUUGCUGUGAAGUGUAUAGAACUACAUGUAAGUUAGAGACAUGGACUACCAGUUGUGCCUCCCUGUGAUCUACUUCCUCCAUCUGCCGAUAUAAGUCUUUUUUUUUUGGUUUCUCUCAAUCCACAGUGCAAGCUGCAUAUUUCUUAUUCAUGUAUUAAUUGAUUCCUUUAAGUUGGAAAGAAAAUGAUGUUUUCUGAUGUUUACCAGUGACCACUGAGCAGUA
Molecule: messenger RNA, 1830 nt
Organism: Lolium perenne
Lineage: Eukaryota; Viridiplantae; Streptophyta; Magnoliopsida; Poales; Poaceae
Source: RefSeq, a predicted model, not a curated record